Callorhinchus milii (elephant shark) is the source of this 3424-nucleotide messenger RNA. Its product is annotated as rho guanine nucleotide exchange factor 26. Bases 595 to 2826 code for a protein of 743 amino acids. NCBI's taxonomy places the organism in Eukaryota, Metazoa, Chordata, Chondrichthyes, Chimaeriformes, Callorhinchidae. The record is from RefSeq and is a predicted model, not a curated record. The transcript has 15 exons. Gene Ontology annotation, biological process: activation of GTPase activity. Gene Ontology annotation, molecular function: protein binding; guanyl-nucleotide exchange factor activity.
GCUGUGGCGUUGCAGUUAGUAGCCACAUGGAGGCAGAGGUUCGCCUUGCACUUUCUGAAACAAAAGUUUAGGCAAAAAAAAACUUGCGCUCAGUGUCUCCAACCUUUAAUGGGCUGAGAGAGAGUAAAGCAGACAGCAGCCCAGGGAGCUAUAGCUGUGUCUCUGUGUCUGAGCUCUAGCCUGGGAACUGGGAACACUUUUGCUGGGAAUUCUGCUGGGGAAUUUCACUGCGUUGGUUUUGAACUUGGCUCAACUUUGGAAAGUAUUUCUGCUGCAGUUUGUUUCUCUCUCUCUCUCUCUCUCUCUUUCUCUCUCUCUCUCUCCCUAAGUCUGGAAAGCACCAGCAGCCCAAGAGAGGGGGAAAACUGGAGACCAUGUCAUCCGCACAGGAGCUGACUCUGGGGAGACUAGAACACACAGAGACCUAGGUGAGCUGAUCCAAGAUGCCACACAGGACAUUUGGAACAAUGACGGCAUCCGAGCUUUGGGAAUGUUGGACAGAACGUUCCCGGUGAUGGAUCCCUCGCUGACAGCUGCGGAACGCUCGCCUCUCCCGGUCGGGUGUGAGGCGUGAGCCGUGCGGGAAGGGGAAGAAUGGAUCAGGAGAGCGAGGUGGACCUGUCUAACAUGACCAUCACUCCGCUGUGGAGAAAGAGACGAUUGGCUUCCAGACUGACCAAAUCUGCCAGCUCGGUGCCUUCAAACCUCCUGGGCAAAGCCAGGCCGGCUGCUUACCAGAACCACAGCCUGCAAAAGGCAGACUUUGCUGUGGACGGGGUGCCUUUGGGGGGGUCCUCGCCCGGCAUGGCUCUGAGUCGCUCCCUGAGCGGCAGAGUGACGUCCCAGCGCCGGAGCCUGAGCCUGAGCCAGUCGCUGCCGGCGCCAGGGGAGGAAGCCCCCGUGGUGUUGAGCACGCACAGUGUCGUGGCCCUCAGGAAUGGCGAGCGGCAGAUCAUCCCCAGGGACCUGGCCUCGGGAAUGAGGCCUCGAGGCGAGAGCGACGCCAGGAGCCGGCGGGCCCUCAGUAUGCUGGAGAUGCCCACCAGCGGCCCCCUGGUGCCCAGGCCCCAGUGCCCAGCGAUUGCCAGCCCCGCUCAGCUCCGCCGAGGACUCAGGUCCACCUCCUACCGGCGGGCGGUGGUCAGCGGCGUCCAGUUCGAACGCAUCCCGAGCAUCUCGGACAAUAACAGGACAGCACAACCCACUCUGACCCCCGUGGCUGAGGGUCGGGACCGGCUGUCCAGCCCGGCUCUAGGCAAGGAGCAGAAGAAGAGGCUGUGCGCGAGCCAGGGAGCCUUCGAGGAGGAAGAAAACGCUGUUCUUUAUCAGAACUUCAAGGAGAAAGCGCUGACCCUGGAUAACGGUGACACGGAUGAGGAUUCCGAGCGGACCGCGCGGACAGAGCGUGAAAACGCUGAGCGUCCGGCCGUGCUGGAAUACAGGCCGAUCUCGGCCUCCUGGAGCCAACUCUCCCAGGUGCAGGAGAGUGGAAUAUUACAGACCGUCAGUCAACAGGAGACCAAAAGGCAGGAGGCCAUCUUCGAGGUGAUCUCCUCUGAGCGCUCCUACAUGCUGAGCCUGGACAUCCUGAUCCGAAUGUUCAAGAACUCAGAAGAGCUGAGUGUCACCAUGACCAAAAUCGAGAGACACCAUCUCUUCUCUAACAUCACUGAUGUCUCCCGCUCCAGCUGCAAGUUCUACACUGAGCUGGAAGGCCGGCACCAGGAGAACGUGCUGAUCCCCGACAUCAGUGACAUCGUAGAGAAACACUCCACCUCCACCUUCGAUCCCUAUGUCAAGUACUGCUCCAACGAGGUGUACCAGCAGCGCACGCUGCAGAAACUGCUGGACACAAACCUCAGCUUCCGAGAAGCUCUGGCAAAGAUUGAAGCCCACCCCGAGUGCAGGAACCUGCCCAUGAUCUCCUUCCUCAUCCUCCCCAUGCAGAGGGUGACCCGACUCCCUCUGCUCAUGGACACCAUUUGCCAGAAAACACCCAUCGACAGUGCAGAGUACGAGUGUGCCACCCGCGCCCUGAAAGCCGUCAGUAAGCUGGUCCGUCAGUGCAAUGAGGGAGCCAGACGGAUGGAGCGUACAGAAAUGAUGUGCACUAUUAACAGUCAACUGACCUUCAAGAUAAAGCCAUUUCCUUUGGUCUCUUUCUCUCGCUGGCUGGUGAAGAGAGGUGAACUGACAGCCUUUGUGCAAGAUAACGGGAUAUUUUCCAAACGCACCACCCGCCAACAAGUCUACUUCCUCCUCUUCAAUGACGUCCUGAUUGUUACAAAGAAGAAAAGUGAGGACAGCUACAGUGUGACUGACUACGCACUGAGAGACCAGCUACAGGUGGAACUCUGUGAGGCUGAGCAGCUUAACCUGUCUCCGAUGAAGAGCUCUCCCAGUAUGCUCUACUCCCGCCAGUCCUCGGCCACUCACCUCUUCAGCCUGACCAUGCUCAGCAACCACGCCGCAGAGAGGGUGCUCAUGCUCCUCGGAGCCGAGUCUCUGAGCGAACGAGCCCGUUGGUUCACGGCCCUGGGGCAGAGCAGCACUGAUAGACAACACCCAGACAGGACAACGCUCACCCAGGUGGAGAUCACAAGGACGUUCCCCGCCAGGCAGCCUGAUGAACUGUCACUGCAGGUGGCUGAUGUGGUGCUGCUGUACCAGAGGGUGGAAGAUGGCUGGUACGAAGGGGAGCGUCUGAGGGACGGAGCGAUCGGCUGGUUUCCCAUGGAAAUUGCCAAGGAGAUCACCUGCCCUGCCACGAUCAGCAGCAACAUACAGCGGAUGGGCCGGCUGCUGGGACUGGAAACCAAUGUGUAGAACGUGAUGAGGGACACAAAAACGGUGACGGCUCGCUGUGACAGACAGCGUCAAACCCCACACCCAGCUCCCAGAGAGAGAGAGAGAGAUGCCAAUUCACAUCUUGUGAUGAACUUAGUGAGAAGCCAGUCAAGGCGUGGGCUGGGGAAGCGAGUGAGAGAGGAAAGACUGAGAACGAAUGGAAAAGGGGGAAAUGGGGAUCAAGGCUGGGCGGAGGCUGGAUGUACACAAAUAAAAUGCAGCAGGAAGAUCCUGGCAAGGAGCUGCGGAACUUGCACUACAGGCUUGAAUUAAGUUGCCUCUGAAUCUCAACAAAUAAUGAAUUAGGAACAUAAAUGAAUUGUUGGUCAGAGGGCAGAGUUAACCUGCUGGCAAGAAGCUGUGGCUUUAUCUAGGGUAGGAGUCGUUGUCUGGACUGGCAGCAGCCCUCCUCCCAACCACGCUCUCUGUAAAUAACCCUGUUGAUUUAUUUUGUGAUGACUUGGGAUACAUUUGUUUUAUACAAAGCUGCUGCUCAGCGAUUUAUCACAUGAAAGCUGUUGCUGACUGGGAACUCCCUGGUUGUGCGACUGGAUAAAUAAAGCUGGUUUGUUAGUUA